Molecule: messenger RNA, 2022 nt
Organism: Arctia plantaginis
Lineage: Eukaryota; Metazoa; Arthropoda; Insecta; Lepidoptera; Erebidae
Source: the annotation of a GenBank genome assembly
AUGGGUGACAAUGGCAGCACUCACGCUUUAUACCUCGAAACCAUAGUCGAGGAAACGAGCGAUGAUUUGCGUUCAGAACGUUCUUCUGCUGCAACAUGGCUCUCGGAUUCAGAUGCAGAUUCGGUUAUACAUGUGCGCGGUGCUGCAGGAUCAGAGUGCGACAGCGAGUCAGAGCGCGAGUGGGCGUGUCCGGCGAAGAGGCGACGGCGCGAGCGCGCUUCCUCGCCGACCAGCACGGGCUCGCUCUCGCGCUCCUCAAGCCUGGCACAGUUUGAGUCACUGGAACGUUCCUGUGCCGCACCCGCCUCGCCUAGCUUAUCGCCAGACUCGUUGGAGUCGCCACCGCCGUCACCUCCGCCCGCACGUGCACCCGCACCGCGCACCCACCUGUCUGCAGAGAACCUUAGUGAGGAUAGUGGCUACUGCGAGCGGUCUCGACGUCCGCUCCCAUCCUCACCGUGCCGUCCGCCCGAAAUAGCGCACCGGUCCGCCGCCGCCGGUAGUGCACCCUGUCUCGUUGCUUCACCCAGUGCGGAGCGGCGCCCGCCCCGCGCAGCGCGUGCUCUCUCACUCCCCGCCGAGCUCGACGUGUGCGCCGAGCCGAGACGUCACGUCGCCCAUCGAGCGCGUUUCCGACAAACCUUUGAAGUUUCUGACAAUCUCACCGUCAGCGUGGCUGACCUCACAGCCCUGGACUACCGUGGCGGACCGCGGCGGCCUCGCCUUCCACCACCGCCGCCACCACGCGCUCACCGCCAUGUACCUCCACCGCCACCCCCGCCGGUCGAAAUUGUCAUCCGGCAAGCAACCACGGAAUCCCCUGCGCGAGAACCAAGUGCAAGCAGUGAUUCUACUACAGAGUCGGAGUGCGCGUUUGUACGUGAAAUGGAGGCGACGGCGCGUCGUCUGGAUGAAACGGCACUACGAGCACUCGCCGAGAGCGGUGAUUAUGAUCGCGAACUCUCUGUUAUGACUACUAGACGAUUACACGACUCAUGGGGUGCGUGGGAUGAUGUGCUCGAAGAGUUACGCCGCCGUAUGGACCCCCCGUCGCCGUCCCCUUCCCCACCGCGAACGCCAUCCCCCGACCCGAUACGAGAACCACCUUUCACAUCGACGCCCCUAAGAUCGAACGAUGCACGCGUUAGAUCAACUCCGGAGUUGCGCUCUCGAGGUACGCCACAUCGAGAAACACCUGAAGAAUUGCGCGCGUCGCUCCAAUUGGUUGCGCCGCCACCCCCGGAUGCCGGACCCCCGGUACGGUCAGUGUCCGCAGGCUCUAAGGGAGUAACGUUCUCACCGGUGGUUGCAGAAGUCAGCUGGCGGGAGACGAGUUCGAGUACCACUGAGAGCGAAACGACCGCGAGCGAUGACGCUAACGACGCAGAGGUGGAGGUCGUGGAGGGGAGCGGCGAGGAGCCGCGCGCGCCGGCCACAGAGCGCGCCGCCGCCAUGACGGAAACGGGCGCGCGCGCGCCGCGCAGCCGCAUAGCCGGCUUCCUCUCGCGAUUCGCUAACUUCCGAUUUUCGGGGCGCAAGGAGAAAAAAACAAGAGGCGCAGGCGCGAACGCGCGACCCUCUACGAAUGGUACGGCAACGGCGGCAGACGCGGGGUACGCACCGCGCGGGGCGGCUGCCGGGCCGCAGUAUGUCCGCAUCCCGCUGAAGGAGGAGGGUGUGUCGCGGUCGGCGGCACCCUCCGUGGCGGGCGGUGUGGCGCACAAGCCCCCGAGGCCGCGUCCGCCGCCCGCUCCGGCGACCGGCGUGCUGGAGACCGAUGUGGACACGCAGCGAACCGUCCUGCACGCACGCUCCCUGCUGGCGCUCGCACCGCCAGACCAGCGAGCUCCCAGACCGCACAAGUCCAUGGAGUUCCUGCUCGACAAGGACAGCGCACAAACAGUCAAGAGGGGCAUUAUUGCGACAGCAUACGGGCCGCACUUACAGUUCACACGCAAUCCAUUUGAACAGGGCGGAGGUGAAAGUGCGCUCAUGAUCACAUCUGCACGUCGUACAUUAUGA